UUUUCGCUCAGAUUUUGCUUUCAAAGCCGAUAACUCUCUCUGGGUACAAGCUCUGUUUCUCUUUUGGAUUGGGAUUUUGAAGAAAUAUUAUCCACUGGACUCAGAAUGGCGAGGACAGGCAACAAGAACGUACAAGCCAAGCUGGUACUUCUUGGGGACAUGGGAGCCGGAAAAACCAGUCUGGUAUUGAGAUUUGUCAAAGGUCAAUUUUUGGAGUACCAGGAAUCAACUAUUGGAGCAGCCUUCUUCACUCAGGUCUUGUCAUUAAAUCAAGCCACUAUAAAAUUUGAUAUAUGGGACACGGCAGGGCAGGAGCGAUAUCAUAGUUUGGCUCCUAUGUACUACCGUGGUGCAGCUGCAGCGGUUGUGGUUUAUGACAUUACAAGCAUGGAUUCGUUUGUUCGAGCCAAAAAGUGGGUUCAAGAAUUGCAAAGACAAGGAAAUCCUAAUUUGAUAAUGUUCUUGGCGGCCAACAAGGCUGACUUGGCAGAGAAGAGGAAAGUGGGAUUCGAGGAUGGUGAGCAGUUUGCUAAAGAAAAUGGCAUGGUUUUUCUUGAAACAUCUGCAAAAACUGCACAGAAUGUGAACGAGCUCUUCUAUGAAAUAGCAAAGAAAUUGGCAAAAGCUAGCCCUUCACGUCCGACUGGAAUGAAAUUACACAGAGGAUCACAAGACGGUGGAAGAAGAUUGUUUUGCUGCUCUGUAUGAUUCCCACACUUGGCUAUUCAACUGCUUUCCUCGAUCAAUCAUAAGGACAUCAAUCAAUGAGAUGGAAAUUCAUUGUGACUAAUCAAAGUUGAAGACUGAUAUGCAAGCUGCACAAACAUGUUGUAAGAAUAUUUGUUCUAUGUACAUUUUAAGAUCUCAUUAGAAAAGCAUGUGACACUUUCAAACAUUUCACAUAUUCCUCUUAUGUGCAAGACUAUGAUUUAAUGGAACUCAAUGAAUAAAUACUGCAGUAAGAAGUGUCA
This is a messenger RNA of Corylus avellana, 971 nucleotides long. RefSeq names its product ras-related protein RHN1. NCBI's taxonomy places the organism in Eukaryota, Viridiplantae, Streptophyta, Magnoliopsida, Fagales, Betulaceae. Gene Ontology annotation, molecular function: GTP binding; GTPase activity. The record is from RefSeq and is a predicted model, not a curated record.